This is a messenger RNA of Molossus molossus (Pallas's mastiff bat), 4157 nucleotides long. It is a transcript of the gene SGO2, whose product is annotated as shugoshin 2. The transcript has 8 exons. Gene Ontology annotation, cellular component: nucleus; chromosome, centromeric region. Gene Ontology annotation, biological process: meiotic chromosome segregation. NCBI's taxonomy places the organism in Eukaryota, Metazoa, Chordata, Mammalia, Chiroptera, Molossidae. The coding region runs from base 6 to 4091 and encodes 1361 amino acids. The record is from RefSeq and is a predicted model, not a curated record.
CAGUGAUGGAGUAUCCAAUGACAGAAACUGGAUCACUUUUUACCUCAGGAAUUAAAAGAAAUGUGAAAGACAAAAGAAUGUCAAAGACUGCUAAAUUGAAUGUUUCUCUUGCCUCCAAAAUCAAAACAAAAAUAAUAAACAAUUCUUCUAUUUUCAAAAUAUCUUUAAAGCACAACAACAGGGCAUUAGCUCAGGCUCUUAGUAGAGAGAAAGAGAAUUCUCGAAGAAUGACAACUGAAAAGAUGUUAUUACAAAAAGAAGUGGAAAAACUGAAUUUUGAGAACACAUUUCUUCGCCUAAAGCUAAAUAAUUUGAAUAAGAAGCUUAUAGAAAUAGAAGCACACAUGAACAAUAACUUGAUCACUGCAAUUGAAAUGAGCACUCUUUCUGAGUUCCAUCAGAGUCCCUUUCUACUGCCAGCCAGCAAGAAUAAACGGGUUAGUAAACAGUGCAAGUCUAUGCGUCUUCCAUUUGCAAGGGUUCCAUUAACUUCAAAUGAUGAUGAUGAUGAUGAAGAAGAAGAUAAAGUGAAGAUGCAAUGUGACAACAUUAUUAUAUCAAAGACAUCACUUGAUGUUCCUUCUUUGGUAUCAACAAGACAAUCUUUAUCAACUCAGUAUAAUUUGGAAUUGUCGUGUCUUAAAGAAAAUAAUCAAAAUGUGUGUAGUUUAGAUGAUUCAGAACAUAUUUCUUCAAUUGUUGAUAUACUUCCCAAAGAAAUCUAUGCCCACUCGGACCAAAGUUCCAAGAAUUCUGUAAUGAGUGAGAUGAAAAAUUCUCAGUCUAUCAACCACAGACAGGAGAAACCAUCUCUUAAUAAUAUAACUAAAAGGAAAAGGCAUGCAUCAUAUCUGGAAUCAAAUAAUCCUGCAGACAAUCCUUGUGUGACAGAUUUAGAUCAAGAAGGGAUUUCAAGUCCAGAAUUAAAUUGGAAUAAUGAGAUAAAUGAUCAUACUAAUGAAAUGAAUAUUAAAAUUCAAAGAAACAUACAGUGCCUUCCUGACUCAUCUGAGUCUGUAAGUGAACCUACUGGAGAGCACAUGAAUCAGGUUCAGGGUGAUGAUGACUUUCAGGGACAGAAAACUGUGUAUGAUGCUGACAUGGAUUUAACUGCUAGUGAAGUAGUAGGCCAAAUUGUUACAGUUUCAACAGGCACUAAAAAUAAAAGUAAUACAAAACGAAAUGACUGUGGAAUCAAAACUUUCAGAAAAGUGAGAGAUUCAGGCUCUGAAAAAAAGAAAGAAAGAUCAAAAAGACAAAUUAAAAAUGGUUCAGAAAUGAAUGUAGAAGAAAAGAUUGACAAUGAAGCAGAAAAAAGACCUGUUGGCCUAAAUGGUAACCAGGAUUCAGAAGACCCAAAUUCUGACUUCAGUACUGAACAGCUGACUCAGUUGAACAAACUAAAGACAAUAACCCUUCAUAAUGACUUAGAUCAAGAUGACAAACAAAGUACAGACAAUAGGAAGAAGAAGAAGAAGAAGAAAAUAAUACAUAUAACAGGUGAGGAAGAGGAAAUUUACUCUUUCUCCCAAAGUUCAGAUAAAUUCCAGCCAGAGAGUAAACUUGAUAUAGGUCAAAGUUCUCAAGCUCAUAAUAAAAAUAAAACUUUUAGACAGACAUUUGUGAUUCAUAACUUAGAAAAAGGUCAGUUAUUCCUAAAUGAAAAGGUUAAAACCAUUUCUGAAAACCUAGAAGUCACAAAUGAAUUUCAAACAGCUGACCGUGCCACCAAACAUAAUGGAAAUUUAUGUGAUUAUGAGACCCAAAAUAUGUUGGAUUUGAAAAAACAAGUCACUGAUACACAACCUGCUCAGCAGAUUGAAUCAAAAAUAAAUAAGAAGCUUAGGCAGAAAGCAAAUCGGAAGACAGAAAUAAUUUCUGAAAUGAACCAAAUAUAUGGGGAUAAUGAUAAAGAUGUGCAUGGCCCGGAAAAAGAGAACUUUUUCAUCCAAACCCAAGAGGAUAAAGAAGUCAUCUCUGGAAACCUAGCAGUUUCUAAUGAGUUUCAAGGACCUGCUCUUUACACCAACAAUAAUGGGAACCUGCGUGAUUGUGAGCCCCAGAAUGUGUUGGGUUUGCAAAAGCUGGUCACCAAUGCAUUUCCUGUUCAGCAAAGUAAAUCAAAAGUUAAUAAUCUUAGGCAGAGAGUAAAUCGGAAGACAGUAAUACUUUCUGAAGUGAAGCCGUUAUAUAAGGACGAAAAUAUGUAUUGUCUAGAAAAUGGUAAUCCUUUCUUCCUAAACCAGAAGGAUAAAGAAAUCAUCUCCGAAAACCUAGAAAACCCAAAUGAGUCUCAAACACCUGCCCUUUCUACUAAAGUUGGUGGAAACCUAUCUGAUUAUGAAACUCAAAACAUUUCAGGGGUGAAAGAGCAUGUCCAUGAUAUGCAAACUGCUUGUCAAAAUGAAUCAAAAAUAGAAAAGAAGCUUAGGCAAAAGGUAUGUCGGAAGACGGAAAUAAUUUCAGAAAUCAACCAAAUACAUGAGAAUGAUGACAAAGAUAUGCAUGACACAGAAAGGGGCAACUUAUUUCCUCUAACCCAAAAGGAUAAUGAAAUCAUUCCUGAAAACCUAGAGGACUCAAAUGAGUUUCAGAUAGUUGAUCCUUUCACCAGAGGUAAUAGGAAGCUUUGUGGUUAUGAGACUGGAAACAUUUGUGGGGAGAAAAAGCAGGUUACUAAUAUACCACCUACAAAGCAGAAUGAAUCAAAAAUAAAUAAGAGGCUUAGGGAUAAAGGAAAUCAGAAGACAGAAAUUAUUUUAGAAAUGAACCAAAUAAAUGAGCUUUAUAACAAAGGUGUGCAUGACCCAGAAAAUGGUCAUUUCUUUUCCCCAACCCAAAAGGAUAAAGAGACUGUUUCUGAAAACUCACAAGUCACAAAUGAAUUUCAAACAGCUUAUUUUUCUUCCAGAGAUAAUGGAAAUUUAUAUGACUAUGAGACUCUGAGUAUGUUGGAUUUAAAAAAGCAUGUAACUGAUACGCAACCGGCUCAGCAAAAUGAUUCAAAAAUAAAUAAGAAGCUUAGGCAGAAAGUGAGUCGGAAGACAGAAAUAAUUUCAGAAAUGUAUCAGAUAUAUAGGGGUAAUGAUAAAGAUUUGCAUGGCCAAGAAAGCUGUACAAAAGAUCUUGAUUUUAAAAUAAAUGAAUGUAAACAGAGACUUGAAUGCCAAGGUAUUAUCAAUAAAUACUGUAUGGAAAUCAACAGUAAUGAGAAGGAAAAUUAUGAGCUAAUUUCAGAUCCUUACAAACAAGUUAAAAAACAUGGGAAAGAAUCAUCAGGCAAGACAAAGAACAUUUUGACAAAAGGUAAAAACAAACCUAUUUUUCAGUUAACAGAUUCUUCACAGACAUCUCUCUCCUCAGAAUCAGGUUUAAAACAUGUUACUAAUGAAGCAGAUUCUGAUUCUGAUAACCAAAUGGAACCAAAUAAGAAGCCAAAACAAAGCACUGCAACUCUGAAUAAGAAAAGAGAUAUUCCCUUUGUGGAAGUGAUAAAAGGAGAGUGCCGGGUCAAAAGAGGAAAUAAAAUGACAUCCAAAUCAAAGAAAAGGAAGACAUUAAUAGAUCCUUCUCCAGGUAGCCAUGAAGCAGUGCAGAUAAUAUCUGAUACCAGUCAGAAAAUAUCAGUUGAAUCUGAACAAGCUGAUGAAGAAAGAAAAUUGGAAAAUGAGAAAAUUAAGCCAGACUUUUACACAAAGGUGUCUAGUUCUUUAUCUCAGAUAUAUUCACCUAGCAUAAAAGAUUCUUCCCCUAACAGUGUUCAUGAGCAUUCAAGACCUUUGAGUAUUUCUUCUAGUAAAAAUCUGAUAAGAGAAAAUUUUGCCUUGGAGAGCUCACCAAUCUUUCAAGUAAGUGAUGAUAUGCAGAAGAAGAUGACAGGGAUGAAGUUUAAAGUCAACCAAAGAACACAAAGAUCAGAAAUAGGUGGUAGAACAACACUACAGGACUUGACAAAUACUAAUUUUGUUUCAAAUAACACUGCUAAAUCUGAAAAUAAGUCAGAAGAUCUAUCUUUAGAGCUGCCAAAACGAAGAAGGUGCACUCCUCUCAAUUUCAAAGAGCCAAGUCUUAGAGACAAGAUGAGAAGAUGAAUUGAUGGAUUCUGGUUUUUCUGAAUUCUGAAACCAUAAUGACUCAAAACGGAUAUAAUUAGAAGA